AGUGGCAGCGGCUGCAUCCGCCCUGCCAAUAGCGCCCGCCGGCCCUGGACGGACAGACUUCCGGACAGAUUGAAGGCAACAGACAGUGAGUCGGAACUGCGCAGAGGAGAAGCGGUGCUGGGGCAACGCCGGACACUGUCCCCAGUUCGGAACAGGGGCUGCCUGCCUUACAGGCAGGCGGCGGACCAUUUGGAAGCAGCUGCGGUCGCCUGACCCGUGCUGGUCUGCGCAGUUUAGCUCUGUGCACUUGCCCACUCCGAGUCAGGACAGUCUUUCUUGCUGAUUCCUGGCGCCCCUUUCUUCUUGCCUCACACACUUUUUGAGAACUCCCUCUGCGCGCUGCGCUUCUGCUAGCAGAGCGCAGCCCUCCCACAGCCCAGCGGGGGUUCCGUUUCCCCUGGUGCUCCCAGAACCAGGAGCUUAAGGACCAAGGUCCUUCGAAGGCGUCAAGCUGGACGCCCCGACCACCGAAACGCCCCAAGGGGCUUACCUGAGCUCGGGCACCAUGGGCUAUGGGGAUGAGCUGACCCCUGAGGCGCUUAGUGUGCCUAGUGGUUUUGAUGACCUGAUCACCUCCACCACCUCCCAGGUGCUGCAGGCCUUGUCCAACGUCGCAUCUGUGGUUGGAAUUGGCCAAGGUGGUCGCAAAGGCACACACGCCAUGGAUAAAUUGUCAGACAACACGGGAGACCUGGCUGACCUAUCAGGUCCCGUAUCUUCAGAGAUGAUAUCCCAGGAUGAGCAGGUGCAGUUUUGGCUAGUGAUAGGGUAUACCAUCGUGGUCUUUGCUGCCAUCAUAGGCAAUUGGGUCUUAAAUCAUGUCAUUAUGAAAUACAAGAGGGUGCACACCGCUACCGGCCUCUUCGUUGUCAAUAUCUCUGUGACCAACAUGAUGCUGGCGCUUCUCAGCUCCCCUUUCACCAUGGUGCGCUAUCUAGGCAAUUCCUUGGUGUUUGGGAAGAUGACAUGUCACCUCAGUCGCUUUGCACAGUACUCUUGUGCCUAUGUAACUGUGAUGUCCAUGGCUGCUAUUUCUCUGGACCGACACCGGGUGAUGUUAUACCCCCUGAAGGCACGAAUUACUCCGAUGCAAGGCAAUGUUUGCAUCAUUAUCAUCUGGAUCGUGAGCACCUGCGCUGCUUUGCCACAUGCCAUUUACCAGAAGCUUCAGCAUGUGGAAAUUGGAAACGUAACUGAAGAAACUGUCUGCCUCCCCAGUUUCCCAUAUACUUCAAAAUCCACUUGGAAAUACCUUGACCUGGGCACCUUUUUGCUCUUCUUCAUGCUACCAUUGAUGGUGCUGGUGGUUGUAUAUGGUCAUGUGGCUAAGAAGCUGUGGAUCCACAAUGCUGUCGAUGACAUCAAUAUCCACACCUACAUCUGCCAGCGUGGAAAGAAGAAGCAGACCCUUAAGAUGCUGAUGAUAGUGGUGCUUGUUUAUGCACUCAGCUGGCUCCCCCUCAAUAUCUACUUGGUGCUGCUGUCCAGUGAAACCAUCUCAAGCCACAAUAGUCUCUACUUUUUCCUCCACUGGCUGGCAAUUAGCAGCUCCUGCUACAAUCCCUACAUCUAUUGCUGGCUCAGUGACAGCUUCCGCAUUGAGGUUCAGAAGGUCAUCACGGAGAUGCAGAAGACCGCACUGGAUGGAAUCCGUCGCCUGAGGGGAGAGCACCGCAGGCUGAGCUCUGUCUCACCCACUCACCGCCCUGCCUGGGUGGACCCAAAUCCCGGAGUUCCCAAAUUCCCGACGUUCAAAGAUUUUGAUGAGCUACCCAGUCCCCCUCCCUCCCCCGGGGUGGAAAUCUCCUUUCUCUAUCCACGAGUGCCCAGAGUUUAAGCUGCCCAGACCGCGAUAGGUUAUCCCACCCUGAAAACUCCUGAGAAAGGGUGGGACCAAACUAAUUAAGAUUUAUUCAGUGUUUUUCAUAGGGGUGGGGUGGGGUGGAAGGCAACGGUCAGUACUUGAGGGACAAGGGACAUUUGAACCACG
This is a messenger RNA of Ochotona princeps (American pika), 1990 nucleotides long. RefSeq names its product G-protein coupled receptor 83-like. Gene Ontology annotation, cellular component: membrane. Gene Ontology annotation, biological process: neuropeptide signaling pathway. The transcript has 4 exons. Lineage: Eukaryota; Metazoa; Chordata; Mammalia; Lagomorpha; Ochotonidae. The coding region runs from base 506 to 1837 and encodes 443 amino acids. The record is from RefSeq and is a predicted model, not a curated record. Gene Ontology annotation, molecular function: neuropeptide receptor activity.